This is a messenger RNA of Prunus persica (peach), 3577 nucleotides long. Its product is annotated as cyclic nucleotide-gated ion channel 1. Gene Ontology annotation, cellular component: membrane. The record is from RefSeq and is a predicted model, not a curated record. Gene Ontology annotation, molecular function: protein kinase activity; ATP binding; monoatomic ion channel activity. The transcript has 7 exons. The coding region runs from base 209 to 3136 and encodes 975 amino acids. NCBI's taxonomy places the organism in Eukaryota, Viridiplantae, Streptophyta, Magnoliopsida, Rosales, Rosaceae. Gene Ontology annotation, biological process: transmembrane transport; monoatomic ion transport; protein phosphorylation.
AUAGCUAGCCAGAUCAAUUUUUGCCACUCUCAGCCUUGUCCAUAAACCCCUCUUUCUUGCUUCAUCUUGUAUAGAAAGCCUCCCAAUAGCUGUUAUUAGUUGAUCCCAUACCUAUAAUUUCUGUUAUUAAUUUAAAUUGUAUCCACAGAAGUUGGAGUUAUGCCCAACCCCGAUGUAACUGUGGUUGUGGAGAAGUCGGAAGAGAAAGAUGGACGGUUUGGUUACUUUAACUUUGAAUGAUUCAGAUUCAGACUCAGAUUCAAAAUCAUGCUCAUACUCAGAUACUACAAGUAGUGGAGAAUCUUCCGUCGAAGAAUGGCAGAUAUCAAAAGAAAAAUGGCCAAAUAUGAAGGUGAAAAUUCUUGAGUGGAAGAAGAAGAUGUUUGCAAAGUGGAAGCAGAUUUUUGCAACAUCAUGUGUGUUUGCUGUUUCACUGGAUCCUUUGUUCCUCUACAUUCCUAUCAUCAAUCAGGACAUGAAUUGUCUGAGAUUGGACCAAAACUUGAAGAUAGCAGCUCUUACAUUAAGAUCAGUAACAGAUAUCUUUUAUAUUACGGACAUCAUUAUUGAGAUUUAUACAUCUAAGAUCUGUUCAAGUUUAACCAUUGAACAUCACAUCUCCAAAUCAGAAUUCUUAGGGAACACUUUUUUGCCGACGCUAGCUAAGAAGAUUUGGCAGUCAUACAUCUUAAUUGACAUUUUAGCUAUUCUUCCCCUUCCACAGGUUCUAAUCCUCACUUUCUUUUCAAGAAUGGGGGCUUCGAGAUCCUCGGAGACAAGCAAGUUUAUUAUGAACUUUUUUGUUCUGAUGCAAUAUAUACCGCGGGUUAUUCGCAUCUACCUAUCGUGUGAGGCACCAAAAAAGUCUCCAAGAAAGGAGACUCCAAUAUGGGUUAAAGGUGUACUUAAUUUCUUUAUGUACAUCCUUGCUAGUCAUAUACUCGGAGCCAUAUGGUACUUUUUUGCUAUUCAACAAAUGACAGCCUGUUGGCAAUAUGCAUGUCAAAAUGAAAAUGGGUGUGACCCUAAUACCUUUGGUUGUCAUUACCAAACAUUCAAAGAUGAUUUGUGUCCUAUAAGUUCACCAAAUGCAACGAUCUUCGAUUUUGGGAUAUUUCUUAGUAUCCUUCAGUCUGGUGUGCCGUCAUCAACAAAUUUUCUACAGAAAUUCUCGAACUGCUUUUGUUGGGGCCUACGAAAUUUGAGUUCUCUUGGAUCUAACCUCCAACCCAGUACUAGAACUUGGGAAAACCUCUUUGUGGUUUUUAUUUCUAUAACUGGCUUGCUGCUAUUUAUAUAUCUCAUUGGAAAUCUGCAGACAUAUUUGUCCUUGGACACUACAAGAAUACAGGUGCAUAGACACAAGAUGAAAAUAAAACGGAAAAUGGAAGCGAAAGGUCAAGAGCUAGAAUUAUGGUUGCCUAAAAAUGGCAUCCCUCAGAGGUCGCAGAAGGAUAUAAAGUUGCAGAUCAUGGAAAAGGUAGAACAAGAAUUUGAAGAAAACAGGAAUGUUGAAUUGGAUAAUUUUCUCCCUGUUCUUCCCUUGGAUCUUGAAAACCAGAUCAAAAGUUGUAUGCCGUUGACUAGGUUGAAGAAGGUGCGAGUACUUCAAAACAUGGAUGAACAAGUGUUAAAAGCAAUUUGUCAGCAUCUCAAGCCCAUGAAGUAUUCUAAAAACAAUCUCAUUCUUCGAGAGGGCGAACCCCUUAAAAUGAUGAUCUUCAUUGUAGAAGGACAUGUAGCCAUUGAAAAGAAAGGCGGUUCCAUUUCGCUGCAAGGUGCAAGAGAAUUAUGUGGAGAAAAUCUUCUAGCUUGGCCGUUCUCGACCUCUUUUCCUCAGACGUUACCCACAGCAACAGAGUCUGCUAGGGCAAUUGGUGAUGUUGAAGCCCUUAUUCUAAUGGCCAGUGAUAUGAAGAGUGUCGUCUUUAAAUUCAGGGUGCAUUUCAUCAAAAAGUACGGAAAACUCAAAGAAAAAUUGGUCAAUCUUCAUCUAGGACCUGUUGAUACAACACCAACAUUGGUUGAGACAGCACCAACAUAUGUUGAGGGAUCGCCCACAAUCUUUACUGCACAAGAACUUAAGAAGGCCACGAAAAAUUACCAUGAAAGUACAAGGCUUGGUGAAGGAGCCUGUGGAAUAGUUUACAAAGGGUUACUACCAGAUAAAAGAGUUGUUGCCAUAAAAAAGUCCAUGAUUAUUCAUUCGCCAUCCACGAGCGUUAACUCCAUUAAUGAGGCUCUUAUUCUUUCUCAGAUCAACCAAAGAAACAUUGUCAAGCUUUUAGGUUGUUGUUUAGAGGCAAAAACGAUUUUAAUGGUUUAUGAGUUCACGGACAAAGGGUCUCUCUAUCAUCAAAUUCACAAAGAAGGCAUAGGAUCCGGACUCUCAUUUAAAUUAAGAAUGAAGAUAGCAGCAGAAAUUGCCGGGGCAUUAGCAUACUUGCACGCCAUGUCAAUCCUACACCGAGAUUUGAAGACAAUAAAUGUAUUAUUGGAUAAAAGUUACACAGCAAAAGUUGCAGGCUUCAGAGGUUCACGAUUGGUUCACGAAGAACACGAUCAGACAUCAACUUUAGUGCAAGGGACACUCGGAUAUUUAGAUCCUGAAUACAUUCAAUCAGCAACGCUAACAGAAAAGAGCGAUGUCUACAGCUUUGGAGUUGUCCUAUUGGAGCUUCUAACAAGUCAAAAGGCAGUGUCUUUUGAAAGGUCUGCCGUAGACAGAAAUCUAUCAAACUUCUUUCUUCGCUCAAUGGAAGGAGGUCACUUAGUUCAAAUUCUUGAUGGUGAAAUAAUCAACGUGGGAAAUUUUGAGACAGCCGAAAAAGUAAGCUAUCUGGCAAAAAGAUGCUUGAAGGUUAGAGGGGAGGAAAGGCCUUGUAUGAAAGAAGUAGCCGCCGAGCUCGAGGGGAUAAUGCGAAGCAUGGAAAAGCAUCCAGGAGGACAGGCUAAUAUUUCUCGAUCUCCCAAAGAAACUGAUGGUUUGCUUGGUUCGCCUUCAAACGCUUAUGUUGUGGAUGUUAGAGGUGAAGGUGAUGAUGCUGGUUCUAGUGGUAUUAUUAUCAGUGCGGAGGAUGGCAAGAGCAUGCAAAAUCAAAUCCAAAUGAUUGAGCCUUAUGAUGGUGGACGAUAAUUGGUCUUUUGCUGUUUAAGUUGUUUUUACAUUACAAUUUUUAUGAUUUUUUAAUUAUCAAUAGGAGAUAGAUUGAAAUUAAAAUUCUCUAUAAUGAUAAAUUUUGUAAAAGAAGAAAGGUGCAGAUCUUGAAAGAAUGUAUUGUAACAGCUGCAGUGCUGAUGCUGAGGUCCAUGCAUGGGUGCCUUGAGAAGUUGUGGAAGAUUCAUGGGUGUGCUGAUCAUUCCUAGCAGUGCAUAAAGAAUGGGUGUGCUGGAGGGGAUUUGUGAUUUGUGAUCAAAAGCCCAAAAAAAAAAAAAGAAAAAAGGAUUUACCUUUUGUUUUAUUUUAUUUUCAUUAACACAAAAAGGUUUUAAUUUUGAUGCUGAACUUUGACCUUUGUACCCAAACUUUUAUAUGUGGCAAUUUAGUACUUCAAUCAAAUUUUGUGAAGUUAAAACA